Molecule: messenger RNA, 1690 nt
Organism: Setaria italica (foxtail millet)
Lineage: Eukaryota; Viridiplantae; Streptophyta; Magnoliopsida; Poales; Poaceae
Exons: 2
Coding region: 257-1513 (418 amino acids)
Molecular function (GO): myosin binding
Source: RefSeq, a predicted model, not a curated record
UGCGUCUUAGUGGCGCCCCAUUUCACAAAAGUUGAAACCUGCUCUGCUCCCCUCCACCUACCCCAAACUCCCAUUCGUCUUCCUCCUCCGCCUCAAUCCAAUCCUUUCCUUCCCUUUUCGGCUCCACCAACCGAUCAUCAUCCGGCCAGAAAUCUCUUCCAUCUUCUUCUCCAGAGCUCUCGCAUGGUUUCUACCUCUGUGGCGCUCGCUUUCGUGCAGUAGCAGUAGCAGCAGAGAGCAGGCAGCGACCACCGCCAUGCUCCGGGAGCUCUUGGCCGUGGCGGCGCGCGCGGCGCUGGAGUGGGCGCUGGCGUCGCUGCUGCUCGCCAACGGCGCCGCCUUCUGCCUCAUCGCCGCCGCCGCCGCGCGCCUCCGCCUCGGCCAGCCCUGCAUCCUCUGCGCCCGCGUCCACCGCCUGCUCUGCUCCUCCCCUGCCUCCGCCGGUGAUGGACGCGGCGCCCUGCGCCUCCUCCUCUGCGACGCCCACCUCGCCGCCGUCGCCGCGGAGCCUCCAGCUCACCACGAUCAUCGCCGGGACGUGGCGUCACGGAAAGCCGGAUUGGUGGAGCCCGAUGAUCCGGACAAGGUUUCAGGCCUGGAGACUCACCGCGUCGUCUCCAUCGGCAGCGAGAUAUGCGAGCAGGACCACGACGUCAACGGGCAACCCCUGGCCGCCGACCGCAGCAGCAUCUCAAGAACCACCAGCAGCAGCGAAGGCGGUGGCAGCGGCCCGCUCGUCUCCCUCUUCGAGCUCUCCCCGAUCAUCGCGCGGCCACGGGAUGGCGGCGGCGCCGGCGAUUCCUCCGUGGACCCGGCCACGGCGGCGCCGGAGCUGGUUGCCGUGGACGGCGACGAGCUCCUAACCGUCGGGCAGAUCGUCUCCGCGCUCCGCGAGCAGAGGCGGGAGCUGGAGGCGCUGCGCGCGGAGCUCGCCUCCGAGCGGCGCGCGGCGGCGGAGGCGGAGGAGCGCCGGCGGCAGCUGGAGGAGCAGGGCGAGCUGGACCGGGAGGCGGCGCGCCUCGCCAUGCAGCUCGUCCACGAGAGCGAGACGGAGAAGCACGGCCUGCAGCGGCAGCUCGAGGCGUGCAGGGUCAGGGCCCAGCUCUACCAGCUCGACGACGACGCCAUGGACGGCGAAGACGCCGGCGGCGAGGGAGGUCGCUGGGAGUCGAACGGGGGCGGCGACGGCAACAACUACCAGUCGCUCGUGGACUUCUUGCCGGGGUCGGUUUACUCCUCGUCGCCGGACCUGGCCAACCUCCUUAAGCUCUGCACCGAAGCCGGCAAUGGCGGUGGCCGUCGUCAGAGGGAUGAUUAUUACGGCGAGCCGGCCGUUGCGGUGGUCGAGGAGGAAGCCGAGGAAGAGGAAGUGAUGGCCGUCGCCGUCACCGUCACGGCGGCCACUGAAUCCAGCGGGAGUGUUGUUGGUGCGACUACCACCAUUGUUGCUGAGCCUUUACAUGAACGAAGUACCAAUAGUUGUCACGUUGAAACAGUUGCUGAAGCUGCUUAACUCGUCCCGACAAGCAUUGCCAUCUCUUGUAAAUUGAUUUCUCUUGUGUAUAUUCUGUCUUCUUCUUCCUUUUUUUUUCAGAUAUUGAAAGCUUGGGUGUGUGUGUAUGUAUAGUGAUACAUGUAAACAGUUUGUCCAUCGUGGUGUUAAAGAGUAGAAAUUUAGAAUCUUCAAAAA